This is a messenger RNA of Durio zibethinus, 3766 nucleotides long. RefSeq lists its product as uncharacterized. The record is from RefSeq and is a predicted model, not a curated record. Lineage: Eukaryota; Viridiplantae; Streptophyta; Magnoliopsida; Malvales; Malvaceae.
AUUAUUUUAUACUGGGAUUGUGAAAACGAACGCCAAAUACAAAUUCUUCACUUUCAAGUGUGCCCUUGUGAUCAAAAUGGAUGAUGAGCAGCAUAAUAGUGUUCCUGGGAGGUGUCCCGAGUUUGGAGCUAUCUUCAUGUCAAACAAUGCAACGAAAAAGGAAUGUUUAAGAAGAAAAAUUUUUGCCCUCCCAUAUUCGCUGUCCCACUUUGUGAAACAGGUUAAAGAUGGGAUGAUUCUAUUCCUGUUUGAAUUUGGGAGGAGAGAACUUCAUGGUGUGUUUCAAGCAUGCUCUGAUGGUGCAAUGAAUAUUUUGCCUAAUGUAUUCAGUUCAUCAGGGAAGCAAUUACCUGCACAGGUAAAAUUCACCCCUCUGUGGUUCUGUCGUCCACUUUCUGAAAAUGAAUUUCGUGAUGCCAUCAGAGAAAACUAUUUUUCCAAAAACAAGUUUAAGUUUGGACUGUCAGAAGAUCAGGUUCGAAGGCUUCUAUCAUUGUUCAGUUUGACGAGGUUGAAAGAUCAGGCGCCUCAUAGACAGUUGACCAGAAGUAAAGUUGCAAGGCCAAGUGGGUAUUCUACAAGUAAAAAUAGAAGACUAGUGGAUAAUGAUAGGUCUCCAAUGAGUAACCUUGUACCGGGUGAAUGUAAUGUGGAUAACAAUCAGGGACCAUUUAUCUCAACUAUGCACUGUGGGGAUUCUUUCUAUAAUGAUAACGGGGCUACUGCUGAUGGCAGAUUUGGAACAUACACAGAUGUGGGAUAUGAGUAUAAAGCAAGUGCCUUCUUAAAUGAGUGCUUUCAGGACCUUAUGGGUAAAGUUGGAGGGAACAUAGAUGUUGGUGAAUAUGCCAAAGGUGAUAGGAUGGAGAUUGAAUGGAAUACUGGUAUUGAGCUUCAACCAGCCGUUUCAGUUGGGUAUUCUUCGGGUAAUUUCAGAGACAUUUCCAAUGAUGUUAGGUUUGCAGUGAGGGAUAGGCUUGAAACAAAACGUUACGACGAUGACGGUUUUGCACCAAUCCUCUCAACAGCAUAUCCUAGUUCUUUUCAAUCUAAAGUUAAUCCACUGGCAUAUUCAAGCAAACAUGUUCUAGAAAUAGAUUCAUUUAUUGAUGAUCCAACUGGCUCAUCCUCAACAUUCCUUCCGUCAAUGGAGCUGGAAAACUCUAAUGUUAGUUAUCCAAUGACUUUUGAAGAUUCAGUUGUUACAACUACUCUUCCUUAUGAUCCCGAUGUCCCUAGUAUCAGUUAUCUGAGCUCCUCAUCUUUGUGGUUCAAUCGGGGUCGUGAUUCAUUACAAGAAUAUGCUAAUAAUGAUAGUUUUGUUGGUAAUGUCCUUGGUUCUUCCACAAAUCAGUCGUCUCCUUCAUUGUUAGAGACUAGAAGGACAACCAUAACCCCUGCUGUCAACUGUGGUUCUAGGGACUUCAUUCCAUUGCCUUAUUCUAAUCAAUAUGAAUGCUCCAUUAGGAGUAGCCCAGCAAGGCAUGACUAUUUUGAUGACCUAGCAGCUGAAAACUCUAAAAAAGAAGGCUGUGGAGAUCUUUCGCUUCUGAAGCCCUCUUUAGCAUCUGUUCCUUCUUCUGAAACUAGAAGUAAUGUCAGGAUCAGUGAGCAGCCAUCAUCUUAUAGAGCCAGUCUUAGCAAGUUUCCAUCUCUUACCUUUUCUGACAGGUAUGAUACAUUAUUACAAGACAAACAUGAUUGUCAAGCACCAGAGCGUAAAAAUGAUGCAGAAUUUGGUAAUGAUGGUUUUAUGUUUAAAGAGUCCCAACAUCAUGGGGACUUUUUCUAUAAUGAUAACAGAGCAAUUGAGGAUGGCAGAUUUGCAAUAUACAAGAAUGUGGAAUAUGAGCAAAAAGAGAUUCAGCACCAGCCGCAUGUUCAUGAACCUACAAAUGUGGAUUACCAUGAAGUUACCUCAUUGAGUCCUGCUGCAUAUCAGAAUUCUGUAGGCUUAUAUCCAGAUUGCCAGAAGAAAAGGGGUGGUGUGUUUUCUCGCUUGGCUUUGCCUCCUAAAGCAUAUAAACAAGAAAGAAACGCCCCUCCUGGCACUGCUGAUAUUGAUACGAAUGCCUCAGUGAAUGAAGUCAUGGACAUGAUUCACCGAAGCCGUUUCCAUUGGGUGAUAACAAGAUGUAAACAGUUAGGCAAACAUCAUGGUAAAGCUGCCAAUGUUAGGGACACAAAACAGGCGACCAGGAAGGAGGGCUUGACUAUGAUUUCAAAGGAGAUGAAUGUGAAGCCUAUCUCAUUAAGCAAGGAGAAUAGCAGCCAAAAAACUGAAGAGACAGCUUUUGUGAAUUUCAAACGUCGUAGUUCAGUGAGAAAGAACCUUGAAGAUGGCAAGACUGGAAACUGUUGUGGAAGUCUGAAUAACAAGAGUGCAUCAGCUGCACAUUGUAAAAAGAGAAAAUUGAUUAGGGCAGACUUCUGUGAGUUUCAGUCAUCUGACAGAGGCUUGGCUACAAUCUCAAAGGAGAUGAAUGAUAAGCCUAUCCCAUUAAGCAAGGAGAAUAGUAGCCAAAAAGGUGAAGAGAAGACUUUUGAGAAUUUCAAACAUCAUGGUGCAGUGAGAAAGAAUUUUGAAGAUGAUAAAACUGGGAACACUUGUGAAAGUCUGAAUAACAAGAGUGCAUCAGCUGCACAUUGUAAAAAGAGAAAAUUGAUUAGGCCUGAUUUCUGCGAGUUUGAGUCAUCUGACAAGGGCAUGGCUAUGAUCUCAAAGGAGAUGAAUGAUAAGCCUAUCUCAUUAAGCAAGGAGAAUAGCAGCCAAAAAGCUGAAGAGACAACUUUUGUGAAUUUCAAACGUCUAAGUGCAGUGAGAAAGAACUUUGAAGAUGAUAAGACUGGAAACCAUUGUGAAAGUCUGAAUGACAAGAGUGCAUCAGCUGCACAUUGUAAAAAGAGAAAAUUGAUUAGGCCAGACUUCUGUGAGAAUGAGUCACCUGGGAGGGCCAUAUCGGGUGAUGCUCCUGAAAAUGUAAUAGCAUUCUCAACAGACUGUUCUGUCAGAAGAAAUGCCAAACGUAUCAAGGUUUCUGUUUGCUGUGUAAAUGAAAAUGAUAUAUCUCAAAAUGUUAAAUUGCCAAAUGUAAUGUGCCAAACCGCAGUUGGACGCAACAUCCCUAAUGAGGAAAGUGGCUCAAACUCUGAACAAUUUAGUAUGGAAAGCUUUAUUGCUUCUAGAAAUGCUGAUGAAGGUGGAGAAGAAUCAACACAACAAAAUCACAGCAUCUCAACUAUGACUUCAGUUUCUUGUGGGGUCAUGCCAAUCGAAACUAAGCAAGAUUUGACCACUAGAGAUAUAAGUAUGGAUGGAUUAUCUCAAGAUCCUAAUGUUGUGAUCCAUUUCACUCAUGAGUCAUCUCCAAAAAUUUGUGAAGACAAUGAUGGGAAUGGAGUUGCAAAGAGCGAGUUCUUUUACAAUAUUGAACUGGUCAAUGACCUCUGCCCUGUUGGUGGUGAGAUAUCCAUCAGCAAUGUGAGCUAAGGGAAUCAGGACUCUAAAUGAGAAAGGCUCGCCUGGAGUCCUUGUAGUACCAUACAUAUUUUUGCAGAGUCGAGACUCCCGAGAAAUCAAGCAGCAACCAUCUUUUGUAUUUGGUAAGAGAUAAUAUGAGUCAACUUUUGGAAGCAGCAACUGCUUUAGUAUGCAAGAAUCAUAGCAUGAAAUACAUGACGGAAAUGUUAGAUGUGGAAUUGCUUUCUACAAUGAUGAAGGUGAAGGAUGUGCAAUUGGUUUUUUUUUUGUCAACUUCUUAAUCAU